UUUUGUACCCAGACCAGGAAAUCAGGAGAAGAUCUACAGGGGACCGAAGCCUACAAUCCCCKCUUUUAUACAUGACGAUCCCAGAGAAUUCUCCAGACUUAAAAUAGCUCUGGACAARCUUCUACCAAGUGAUGCCACAGAACGGUUCAAGUAUCAAAUAUUGGUUGACCARCUCAAGCUAGAGGAUGCAUUACUCAUUGCAGAUUCCUACAGCAACUCAGUCUCCCCCUAUAGUGAUACCAUGGCGGCACUCACAGCACAGUACGGGCAGCCUCAUCAGCUCGCUUUAAAAAGAAUUGCAGAGUUAAUGGAUGGAGCUAAUGUCAGAGACAYUGAUACUGCAUCUUUUCGCAGAUUUGCUCUAAAAGUGCGAGCUCUUGUUGGAAUGCUGGAUCAACUGGGACAGAAUGGACGAAUCGAACUGACUUGUGGUUCUCACGUCACUCGACUCACAUCGAAAUUACCACGUCUUAAGAACUAAUUUUCGUCACUAUGCUCUUUCUCAGCACAUACAAGUACCCACACUGUACGAUUUCUCGGACUGGUUGGAAUUUGAAGUCCAGGUACAGGAKAGUGAAAUAGUAAUGUCAGGUUCCAGAGAGAGACCAUUCAGACAGAGGGAGCGACAAGAGAAGCAAUCACAUCCAAAGUCCUCUACUGUUUUACUCAGCACAGGACCUAGGACCACAGCUGCCACCCCUCCACAGACAUGUUCUAUUUCCACAGAGUCAUCCCCAGCUAGUCAGAAAUCUAAGUUGUACUGCCCAUAUUGCAAUAACAACCAACAUCUUCUGAAUCAAUGCACAAACUUCAGUAAUCUCACUAAAGAUCAGAGAGAAGUGUGGAUUCAGAGCAACAGAAAAUGCUGGAAAUGUGGAAGGAAUCAUCAAGCUGCUCAGUGUAAGCUGAAAGCCAGAUGUAGUACAUGCAAUGGCAGACACUUGGAAGCCCUUCAUGAUGUAAAUGCAAGACCAGUAAAAGAGGAGACUCCUCCACACUCAUCUAGUGAGGUUUUGUAUGUGGACCGACCAACAGCUUUCAGCCAUGUACUACACAAGAUGAGUAAGGUCAUCUUGCGGAAUGGCAACCAUAAUGUGGAGACAUUUGCCAUUUUGGACGACGGUUCUGAAAGAACCAUUCUUCUYUCUGCUGCAGCACAGCAACUUAAACUCCAUGGUAAUCAUGAGGAUUUAGCCUUGAAGACAGUCAGACAAGACAUUCGAGUUGUCCAAGGCGAGUCAGUUUCCUUUACAGUCUCACCAGCUUCAAAUCCCAAGAAAAGGUAUGAAAUAACAGGAGCCUUUACAGCAGAGCAUUUAGGCUUAGCAGAACAUUCACACCCAGUUGCCACRUUACAAAGUAAAUAUGCUCACCUGAAGAACCUCCCCCUCACUUCAUUCCAUCAAGUGAAGCCACUCCUCUUGAUAGGUUCAGACUAUCCACAUUUAAUCACACCAAUCGAYCCUGUAAGACUUGGACCCCCUGGUGGUCCUGCGGCUAUUAAAACCAGACUGGGAUGGACUCUACAGGGUCCUACAAGCUUGUUAAAAGAGCAGCUUCCCACACAGGUUCAGUGCCUUUUCACAUCCACACGCUCUACAGACUCUGACUUGAUGAAGAAUGUGCAACAACUCUGGCAAUUGGAUGUGCUGCCCUUCAGAAAUGAAAAGGUGAUUAUGCGAUCACAACAAGAUCAUCAGGCAGUUAUGCUUCUAGAUGAGAAAACUGCAAAGGUGACUGUCAACAGUGUUAACAGGUAUGCAACCCCGCUUCUUCGCAACAUAAAUAUGCCCACAUUGCAUGCUGCUAAAGAAACUGUUUUGCCACUGUUAAGACACACAAAGGAAAAUACAACACCUUACGAAGAAGUAAGGAGGGUUGUGGAGAACAACUUCUACAUUGACAACUGCUUGUAUAGUCUGAGUUCUAAGGAAAAGGCAAAGGAGUUAGUUGACAGGCUUCAGUCACUACUUCUCUCUGGAGGGUUUGAACUCAGACAAUGGGCAAGUAGUGUCCCUGAAGUUAUAGCUCAUCUUCCAGAMGAAGCCAGAAGUGGCAGCAACGAGCAAUGGUUGGCCCAGAACAAUCUAGAUCAGCAAGAAAUGGCACUCGGUCUGCGCUGGGAUUGUGAGAAAGAUGAGCUGGGUUACAGAUAUCGUUCAGUGCCAGAGAAAAGACCAACAAUGCGCUACAUUUACAAAGUUCUGGCAAAACAGUACGAUCCACUUGGUUUCAUUACACCCUUUACCACAAGAGCAAAGAUUAUUGUUCGACACUUAUGGGAUAAGCGUAGAGAGUGGGAUGACCCUCAUUUGCCUGAAGARCUCCUUAAGGCAUGGUACAAAUGGGAAGGAGAGCUGGAACACCUCCCCCGAAUAACCAUCCCACGGUGCUACAGUAGCCCUGAAACAGAUAUYCAGGACUGCAACAAGACUCUCCACAUAUUCUGCGAUGCAUCUGAACAAGCUUACGGCUCCGUCGCAUACCUUCGCACAGAGAAAGCAGACCGAAAUGUGGAAACAGCUUUUGUGAUGGCAAGAUCCAGAGUGGCCCCCAAGCGGCAGCAGAYCAUUCCAAGACUGGAACUCUGCGCUGCUCUGACUGGUGCACAAUUGGCAAAAAUGCUAAUCACUGAAUUGACCAUACCAGUACAAGAAGUUGUACUCUGGUGUGAUUCCACAACUGUGCUAAAAUGAAUCCAGUCAGACUCGUGCAGAUUUAAAGUUUUUGUCGGAACCAGAGUGGCUGAGAUCCAAGAACUCACCAGUUCUAUGAUCUGGCGAUAUGUAGACUCGCUUAAUAACUCGGCUGAUGACAUCACUCGGGGAAAAUCUCUGGAGUCCCUUAUCAACUCGAACAGGUGGAGURAGGGCCCAGCUUUUCUCUUGCUUUCACCAGACCACUGGCCUAGUCCUCCUGAAUUGAGGGAUGUGGAUGAGGGUGAACUGAAGACCGCAGCCUUCUGUGGAGCCACAAUGCAGAUUGCAAAUUCCAUAUCUGAUGCAGAUAAAGUAUGUUCCUUUCAAGAACUCAUCAAACGCACAGUGCUAUCUGCUAACGGGGCGGCUCCUUUCCAACAUCACCCCUCAGUGGACGACUACAAGGAUGCAGAGUUGACGAUUUUACAGCAGACUCAAAUGGACUGUUUUCCAGAUGAUUAUCAGCUGCUGCGAGCAGGAAAAACUGUGCCACCCUCAAGCAGACUUGRUAAACUGGCUCCAGAGUAUGACACAGAGAUUAAACUAAUCAGAGUUGGUGGACGUCUGCGACAUAGUGAAUACCUGGACACAGAAGAAAAGCAUCCCAUUUUGUUAGAUGGCAACCAUCCUGUCACUAAACUUAUCAUUAAACAGUUUGAUGAUAAGCUCCAUCACCCAGGGCAGGAAAGAGUGUUUUCUGAACUACGWAGACACUACUGGGUCAUCAAAGGAAGGGAAGCAGUCAAACGAAUUCAACGAGAAUGUCCACUCUGUCAAAGGUGGCGUGCAACACCAGUGCUCCCUCAGAUGGCUGAUCUCCCAGCAGCAAGGUUGCGCCUGUUAAAACCACCCUUUUACUCAUGUGGAGUUGAUUGCUUCGGACCAUUCCUUGUGAAGARUGGCAGGAGAAACGAAAAGAGAUGGGGUAUUCUUUUUAAGUGUCUCACAGCACGAGCAGUUCACAUUGACAUCCUCACAAACAUGACCUCUGAUUCAUUCUUYAUGGCUCUCAGGCGUUUUGUAUCAAGGCGAGGAAAACCAUCGGAAUUGCUCUCUGAUUGUGGGACAAACUUCAAAGGAGGUGAGCGAGAGCUACAUAAAGCCUUUCAGGAGAUGUGUCCUACAAUUCAAGACCACCUCUCCAAACAACAGAUAAUGUUCAGCUUCAACCCACCUGGUGCGCCUCAUUUUGGGGGAGUUUGGGAGCGUGAAGUACYAUCAAUCAAGUCAGCGCUAAGAGUAUCCCUUGCAGCUCAGACUGUCACUGAAGAAGUUUUCAGAACUGUGCUCAUUGAGGUCGAGGGGGUACUAKACUCCAAGCCACUGGGCUAUGUUUCGUCAGAUAUCGCAGACUUGGAUCCRGUAACUCCAAAUUACCUACUGAUGGGACGACGAGAUGCUUCAUUACCACAGGUAAUCUAUCCUGAAUCAGAUCUGUUAACCAGGAAACACUGGAAGCGCAGUCAGAUGAUUGCAGAACAGUUUUGGCAUCAUUUUAUAAGAAGUUACUUACCCACCUUACAGUCACGUCAGAAAUGGUCAACUAAYACAGAAAACCUUCAACUUGGAACAGUGGUAAUGAUACUUGACAAACAACUACCCAGAGCAUUAUGGCCUGUUGGAAAGGUUGUAAAACUUCUACCAGGACAAGAUGGAACUGUUCGAACAGCCGAAGUACAAAUUAAAGACAAGACUUACAUCAGACCAGUGGCACGACUUGUGCGUCUUCCAGCCAUUCCAGAGACUGACGAUAAGAAUGAGAAGUCAUAACUUGGAUUUCUCCAUUUUCUGUUAUUCAAAUUUGUAAGACAAAUUUGGGGGCGGCUGUUGAAAAUAGACUAUUGUAACGAUGUGUAUAUCACUUUAAGAGCUCAGRAAGCUGUCUGAGUAAUGUCUGCUGUGAUUGGCUCAUUGGAAUUUCAGGCUACCAAUAGCUGUUACUGCUGUUGGAGCACAUGUUCAGUGUUGGAUAAUUAGAAGUUCACUAGUAAUCGACAGAGAUCAUUAAAGCUGUUUGUUUUAAGAUUGUUCAAGAGCCUGGGAGCGUGUCAAUGKAUAAAAGUAAGUUCCAUUAGUAUCUAGGUAGGAUUUGGGUAUGUGUGUAACUUAAGUAUAUAUACGUUUGGCAAUUUAAAGAGUUAAUAUUAUGACAAUGUGUUUGUGAAUCAUUUGUAGUCUCUUGUUGCUAUCUGCUGGACAAAUUGGGAAUAACUAUUUGGUGUGAGUAAAUAGCUUUCAUUUUAUUUGUUUUCUGUAUUUCUUGUAGACCACUCUCAGCUCUAUUAAAGAAAGUUUGGACCUGCAA
Molecule: messenger RNA, 5004 nt
Organism: Austrofundulus limnaeus
Lineage: Eukaryota; Metazoa; Chordata; Actinopteri; Cyprinodontiformes; Rivulidae
Exons: 2
Coding region: 585-2696 (703 amino acids)
Source: RefSeq, a predicted model, not a curated record